UUGGCGCGAACUUAAUCAAGCUAUGGUGCAAGACGGGUAUUUGCGUUGAUGAUAUUCGUGGCUUUUUUGCGUUAAAGUAUUUUUGUUUUUAGAAAAUAUAACUCUAUUCCCUUUGUUUUAUUUUCGUAUCGCAUCAUGACUUCAGUACUGAGAGAUACUGGUACUAAUAAAAUCUCUAUAAAUAAUCGUUAUUUUCACCGUGAGCUUCAAAGGCAAGCAAAGGAAUGCAACAACGUAAAGUCUUCAAGGAAGCGAAAAGAAUUUUGUAAAUCUGAUGCUAGUAAUGAAACUUCGUCGCCAGAUCAGAAGAGAACUUGGGCUGAAAGAUGCGAAUCGUAUGAAAAUCUGAAUGAUGCUGAUGAAGAUUUUAAUGUCCAUCUGGACAAAGAGGUUCUGAAUUCAGAAGAUGAUGAAUUUUGGCCUGAACUGCCAGCGGAGGGAGUCAUUUCGGCAAAAUCGGAAGAUUCUGAGGAUGAUGAAGAGAAAUACGAAAUUGUAGAAGAAGCUAAGGUUGAAGAUGAUUAUUUACCUUUGAGUGAAGAAUCAAAAUUUCUGAAAAGAAGGCCAAUGCGUGAACCUCGGCGAAGAUACACGUCAGACGAAUACAGUACAACGUCUUCGAGUAUGCACGGUUCUGAUAACGAAUCCGAAGCACCCAAAUCGAAACUUGAAACGGAUCCCAUAGUUCUAAGCAGACGUCAGAAACAAAUUGAUUAUGGCAAGAACACGAAAGGCUAUAAAAGAUACUUAAAAGCAAUCCCCAAACGCAAUCGUGAAGCUCACCAUAUAUUUACUCCUAAAAAGUAUAUUAAAUACAGUCGACGAUCAUGGGACACUCAAAUAAAAAUUUGGCGCAAACGCCUUCACGAGUGGGAUCCAUCAGACUCUGAGGAAGAGGAAGACGAUAUUGACUUAUCUGACAUGGUAGCUAUGAUGUCACCAAAUUAAUUUUAGUUUCUAUAAUUAUUUUUUUUUUGUCUUUUCAUUGUAAUUCAUCAAAACUGUUUUGUGUUCCAUUGAUAUGAAAAUUAUUAUGAUAAUUCUUUCAUGUAUAUAAUAAUUUAUAUAAUUGUUUUUCAUCAUUUAUAAAAAUUAAAGGGUUAAAUGUUAUAUUGUGACUAAUAUUAUUCAUAUGUUAUAUUUACUAUGUGCUUUUAAAAAUGAGAUGUUUUCAUUGUCACUCAUAGACAUUUUUAAAAGAAAAAUGUUUACGAAAAUACUUAUUCAGUUUUAAAGUAUGUUUGAUCAACAUGAUUAUUAAAUGUAAAGAAUUAUUUUGUGACUACUUUUGCAAGUUAUAUCAGGGUAGUUGUUUCUUGUUUAUGUUUCCAUGGUUAUUUUAAGGGAUUUUCUAAGAUGUCAUGAACUUUUAUAAAUACUGAAUAAAUCUGUAAAUUUCAAAUUUUUCUUGUUUAGCUUUAACACUACAUUUCACGAAAAAUAUGUAACCAAAAAAAGUAAUUUUGUUCAAAAAUCCAAACCAGAACAUGGACCCCCUAAAUUACCCUUCAUUUAUUAGAUUUCUGGAAUAUAAGAAAAGGUACAGAAGCACUUCUGCAAAGAACCUAGCAAAUAUAAAUAUUGGCAAUAAUAGUUCAAACCUGGUAGAACACUAAGGUACUUGUGUAUUUUUAUCUGUUUGACAAAUGGCUUGGGUACCAGAUGAUUUCUCUAAAUUUAAAAACAUGCAUUUAAUGUGGAACAUAUCUGAACACUUAAAGAGAAUUCUUAAUGUGAUUUGUAACAUUGAUAUUGGUUAAUAAAUAUAGGUUUCAAGUAAAAAAUGCUUAAUAUGCUUUUUUAGUUAAAAAACUUGAUGUUGUACCUUGCAGACAUUUUGCAGUAUAAAUUACUGGGUGCAGAAUUGUCAUGACAAUGCAAAUCUCAAUACAAUUUCACCAUUUUCCUAUAAAUUUCGCCUUUUCCUAAUGAUAAAAUUAUUACCUUACUCAUGUAUACUGAAUAUAUAAAACUAUUUUAUAUGAAUAAUAGAGCAUUUUUACUAUAUUUCAUAAUAAAGUUAUUUCCCAUUCAUGUAACACAAAUAUAGUAUUUGUGUGUCACAUGCCAUGAAUACCAUAAAUAUUUUAUAUUGUUGUGGACAGCUGGAUUCUCCAUUAUAUUCAUUUAAAUUUAAACAGUAGUUUGGUUAAUUAUGCUAAUAGUUGAAAAAAAAAAAUUAUGUAUAUUGCCAGUGAGAAUUUAUACAAUGAAAUUAAUUUAAUUUAUAAAUGUUAAAUAUUUUCUAAAUUAUAAAUAUAUAAUAAGAAUAUAAAUUAUAUAUUAAAUUUUAAUAAAGUAUAAGUUAUAUUAUUAAAUAUUAAGAAUAUAAGUUCUUGGAUUUUUUGGGGGGGGAUCAAGUAAACAGUAGGGGUUAUAUAGUAGUUUUCUAACUGGAAAGUGCCUCUACUGUUAACAGUAUAUUAAAAAACACUGACUUUUUUUUGACAAAAGUAAACUGUUGAUGUAUAUAUUAAAAAAUAUUUAUGUGUAAAUUAUACAAGAACUGAAUUUCAGUGGAAUCUUUUUUGUAAAAGCCAUAGCAUAUGUUUGCAUACAAAGAAAAUGCUAUCCAUUAAAAAUAUAUUAUUUAUGUUAUAUGUAUAUUUUUAUUCAUUAUGUACUUCAUGUAUUGUACUGUAGAUGUUUUGUUUGUAAUAUGUUUCAUAUUACUAUGUGUUUAAUAUCUUCAGAAUUUAUUUAUAUAAUACAUACAUUUUAAAUAACAUACACACACAUUAAUGUAUAAUCAUCUGUUUUGGAAAGCUGCUGUGUUGGAAAUUACUAUAAAAAGGAAUAAAUAAAUUUAUACUUUUUUCUGUUAUUUAUGAUUUC
Stegodyphus dumicola is the source of this 2835-nucleotide messenger RNA. It is a transcript of the gene Slbp, whose product is annotated as Stem-loop binding protein. Gene Ontology annotation, biological process: mRNA 3'-end processing by stem-loop binding and cleavage; mRNA transport. Gene Ontology annotation, molecular function: mRNA binding; histone pre-mRNA stem-loop binding. NCBI's taxonomy places the organism in Eukaryota, Metazoa, Arthropoda, Arachnida, Araneae, Eresidae. The record is from RefSeq and is a predicted model, not a curated record. Gene Ontology annotation, cellular component: histone pre-mRNA 3'end processing complex; cytoplasm.